CACAGUGCUCAGUUACCAAGUGUAAGUAAGUCGGUAGAGUACAAGUUCUCAAAAGAUUCAUCAGGGGUCUGUCACUGUCUGAGGUUAAAAAAAAAAAUCGGAAAAGCAAAGGACUUCAGCACGGGUUGAUGAUGCUCCUGUUACCUCUGCUCGCUGUAUUCUUGGUGAAGCGAAGCCAUACUCGGACCCACUCGCUGAGAUAUUUUCGUCUAGCUGUUUCCGAUCCUGGUCCCGUCGUCCCUGAAUUUAUCUCUGUUGGGUAUGUGGACUCACACCCUAUCACUACAUACGACAGUGUCACUCGACAGAAGGAGCCGAAAGCUCCAUGGAUGGCAGAGAACCUGGCACCUGAUCACUGGGAGAGGUACACUCAGCUGCUAAGGGGCUGGCAGCAGACAUUCAAGGCGGAGCUGAGGCACCUACAGAGGCACUACAACCACUCAGGGCUUCACACCUACCAGAGAAUGAUUGGCUGUGAGUUGCUAGAAGAUGGCAGCACCACAGGGUUUCUCCAGUAUGCAUAUGAUGGACAAGAUUUCAUCAUCUUCAAUAAAGACACCCUCUCCUGGUUGGCCAUGGAUUAUGUGGCUCACAUCACCAAGCAAGCAUGGGAGGCCAACCUGCAUGAGUUGCAAUACCAAAAGAACUGGCUGGAAGAAGAAUGCAUUGCCUGGCUAAAGAGGUUCUUGGAAUAUGGAAGAGAUACCCUAGAAAGAACAGAGCAUCCAGUGGUAAGAACAACUCGAAAGGAAACUUUUCCAGGGAUUACAACUUUCUUCUGCAGAGCUCAUGGCUUCUACCCACCAGAAAUUUCCAUGACAUGGAUGAAAAAUGGGGAAGAAAUUGCCCAAGAAGUGGAUUACGGAGGGGUACUUCCCAGCGGGGAUGGAACCUAUCAAACGUGGCUGUCAGUUAAUCUGGAUCCUCAGAGCAAUGAUGUUUAUUCUUGUCAUGUGGAGCACUGUGGUCGCCAAAUGGUUCUGGAGGCCCCUCGGGAAUCAGGGGACAUCCUUCGAGUGAGCACGAUCUCUGGAACCACAAUUCUCAUCAUCGCCCUGGCUGGAGUUGGUGUUCUGAUCUGGAGAAGGUCACAAGAACUAAAAGAAGUCAUGUACCAACCCACCCAAGUGAAUGAGGGAAGCUCUCCCUCUUAGGAGCCACAAUCUCUGCUCUCAGGCAUCCGCAUGUCUUGGCCAUACUCCUGAUGCAACCGGGGACUGUAAAACUGAGCACUUGUGACAGGAAGAUAGGAGCUACAAAUUUUUCUUCAUUCUUUGGCUCCAGAAGAGCUGUCAACUUUUAGGCUCUUGAUAGACUCCUUUAUCACAGUCAACUUUAAAUAUAGUUUGUCUCAUGACCCAAUACUUCCCAAUAUUGUAGUUCUCAAUAGUGAUUUACAAGUAGAUCACAGAGUAUCAGAGCCGCAAGCAACUUUCUCACCUAAGCAGGAGAUGUCUUCUAAAAUGUCAUAGACUUGAGCAUUAGCCUUCACUCAACAUUAUGUGCAAGUUCCCCCAUUCUACUACAAAACAGCCUUUCUUGUUCAUUUUCUCUCCUGAGAAUGUUUACCAUGUAAGAACUUUGACCACUAUGGCUCUCAUGUUUGAGAAUCUAUAAGUAGGGUUGAGCCAACCCAUGAAAAUAGCCAGCAAGUUUCUACAGCAGCCUUUGAGUGGACGAGUCACUAUAUACAUAUCAUGGCCCAAGGGGAGGCAGAAGUAUCCAGUUCAUGGUGGCUCUGUCAGAAAGCAAGGAAUAUUGCAUGUUUGUCUGGCUACAUUUAUGGCAAUGACUUCCUUUGCUUUUACUGUUUCUGUGAGAAAUUAGAACAAUAAUUUAUCAAGCUGAGUGUGAUGGGAAUCUUAGAAGCCCAGUACUCAGGAAGCUGAAGCAGGUAGAUUUUACAUUUGGGGCUAGCUUGAGCUACACAAUGAAACCCUAUCUGAAAUAAACCAAAACAACAACAACAGCAACACACUUAACAGAACUAAAACAAUCAUUACCAGACAUAUUGUCCCCUCCCAUGGAACGGCAGACCUAGACUCACUUGCAAUAUUUCAACAUGAAAUAAUAGUGUUUGGCUGGAGAUGUCCAGGUGGGUGAAGAUGUCUGUUGCCAAGCAUGUCCACCUGAGGUCAGACACCCUGACCCACACACACAGUGAAAGAAAAAAACUGACUCCUGAAAGUUGCCCUCUGACCUCUCCAUGAGUGCUAAACUAAGGUUUUUAUUUUUGUUUUUGUUUUAAUCUGACAAAAUGUGUUCAUAUGCUUAUGUCUCAAAACGAGUUCUCUUUACUCUGGUAUUGGAGACUGAACCAGUACAGAAAAGACAGGAGUUAGAAUUGAACCUUUGGGGGUUUAGGGUGUAGCUCAGUGGCAGAGAAUUUUCUUAGCAUGUAUGAGGCCCUGAGGUCAGUCUUCAGCACUUUGAACACACACACAUACACACACCACCACCACCACCACCACUAAUAACAAACAAAAACUAAAACUUUGGAUCUUUCUUCUGUAAGUGGUUUUAAAUUAAAUUGUUUCUUAAUACUUU
This is a messenger RNA of Mus musculus (house mouse), 2547 nucleotides long. It is a transcript of the gene Mr1, whose product is annotated as major histocompatibility complex, class I-related. Gene Ontology annotation, biological process: defense response to Gram-negative bacterium; positive regulation of T cell mediated cytotoxicity directed against tumor cell target; defense response to Gram-positive bacterium. Bases 129 to 1154 code for a protein of 341 amino acids. Gene Ontology annotation, cellular component: late endosome membrane; Golgi membrane; cell periphery. Gene Ontology annotation, molecular function: beta-2-microglobulin binding; T cell receptor binding. The record is from RefSeq and is marked validated. The transcript is spliced from 6 exons. Lineage: Eukaryota; Metazoa; Chordata; Mammalia; Rodentia; Muridae.